CACCCCUCUUCGUCCCAUACACCGCCGUUCCCCGAAUACCGCAACGCAAACACACGUUCCCAGGUUGCCAUCAACCGCAGCAAUCUUUACUUGUUGCGGCUUUCAUUCAUCUUCCAUAAUGGCAUCUCCCCUUUCUACUGUGGAGUGGCCGGCUAGCUUGGUCCGAAAAACCUUCAUUGAUUACUUCAAAAAUAAUGGCCAUACAUUCGUGCCAUCGUCUUCGGUAGUGCCCCUCUCAGAUCCGACCCUGCUAUUUGCGAAUGCUGGCAUGAACCAAUAUAAGUCAAUUUUUCUCGGGACUGUGGAUCCCUCAUCAGACUUCGCCAGUUUAAAACGGGCUGCGAACUCACAGAAGUGCAUACGAGCUGGGGGUAAGCACAAUGACCUUGACGACGUCGGAAAAGAUAGCUACCAUCAUACAUUUUUCGAGAUGCUUGGAAAUUGGAGUUUCGGUGACUACUUCAAAAAGGAAGCGGUUGAAUACUCAUGGGAACUAUUGACGGAAAUCUACGGGCUUGACCCUGAUAGAUUAUAUGUUACGUAUUUUGAGGGUAAUAAAGAACGUGGACUGGAACCGGAUCUGGAGACUCAAGAACUCUGGAGAGCCGUCGGCGUCGCUGACAACCACAUCCUCCCUGGGAAUAUGAAGGACAACUUCUGGGAGAUGGGUGAUCAGGGCCCAUGUGGACCCUGUAGCGAAGUUCACUAUGACCAUAUUGGUGGUCGCAAUGCCUCUCACUUGGUAAACAUGGACGAUCCCAAUGUCAUUGAGAUUUGGAACAAUGUUUUCAUCCAGUACAAUCGCGAACCGGAUCAUUCGCUCCGUUCUCUACCUAAUAAACAUGUUGAUACCGGGAUGGGUUUUGAGCGCUUGGUAUCAGUGCUACAAGAUAAAUCUUCCAACUACGAUACAGAUGUUUUCUCUCCCCUAUUCCAAAAAAUCCAAGAGAUCACAAAAGCACGGCCUUAUGGGGGGAAGUUUGGUGCCGAAGAUGUUGACGGAAUCGACACUGCAUAUCGUGUCAUAGCAGAUCAUGUUAGGACCCUAACUUUUGCUAUCGCCGAUGGUGGCGUGCCAAACAAUGAAGGUCGUGGUUAUGUGGUAAGGCGGGUUCUGCGCCGGGGAGCGAGAUAUGCUCGCCGUUAUUUCCAGGCGCCAAUUGGCGAGUUUUUCUCUAAAAUCGUUCCAACUCUGGUCCUUCAACUGGGUGAUGUCUUCCCAGAAAUAAAAAAGAAAGAGAGUGAUGUCAAGGAGAUUUUAAACGAGGAGGAAGAGUCGUUUUCUCGGACCCUUGAUAGGGGAGAGAGGAUGUUUGACGUUUUCUCGAAAAGAGCGACGGAACAUAAUUCAAAGGUUCUCAAGGGCAGUGAUGUCUGGCGUCUCUAUGAUACCUUCGGGUUCCCAGUCGACCUCACCCGAAUCAUGGCUGAGGAAAAUGGUCUUGAGAUCAAUGAGGAAGAAUUUGAGAGAGCGAAGGCUGAGAGCAAGGAAGCCAGUAAGGCUAGGAAGAGUUCCGGAGAUGUUGAAUUGCUGAAGCUCGGCGUUCAUGAUCUUGGAAGGCUAGAACAAAUGGCAGAGGUGCCCAAGACUGAUGAUGUCUACAAAUUUGGAAGGGGAAAUAUUACCGGUCAUAUAAUGGCCAUCUAUUGUGACAAGUCUUUUCGCUCUAGCACCGCGAACAUCUCCCGUUAUACUCAGCUUGGCCUUAUUCUUGACAAGACAAAUUUCUAUGCCGAACAAGGGGGUCAGGAAUACGACACCGGAAAGAUACUCAUAGACGGCGAGGCCGAAUUGGAUGUUCAAAAUGUGCAGGUAUAUGGCGGAUAUGUUCUACACACAGGAUACAUAAAAUAUGGCACCCUCUCUGUCGGAGAUGACGUUAUAUGUGAAUAUGACGAGCUUCGCAGAUGGCCUAUACGCAACAAUCAUACAGGAACUCAUGUGCUUAAUUAUGCUCUUAGAGAGGUUCUUGGAGACGGGAUUGAGCAAAAGGGGUCCCUGGUUGCAGCGGAGAAACUUCGCUUUGAUUUUUCCCACAAAUGCGGGGUGACUGACGCAGAGCUGGAGAUGAUUGAGAAGAUCUCUACUGAAUAUAUUCGGCAAAAUCUGGAAGUUUAUUCCGAAGACGUGCCGUUGUCAAUUGCAAGGGAAAUUGAAGGUGUUCGUGCGGUAUUUGGCGAAACAUAUCCGGAUCCGGUCCGUGUUGUCUCCGUCGGCGUCCCUAUCGAGGAGUUGACAAGAGACGUCAAGAAUAAGCAGUGGAGGAAAGUUAGCAUCGAGUUCUGCGGUGGUACUCACGUUCAGAAAACCGAUGACAUUAAGGAUCUGAUUAUCCUCGAGGAAAAUGGAAUUGCGAAGGGGAUUCGGCGUAUUGUCGCAGUUACCGGCAAUGAUGCUGGUAAAGUCCAAAAAAUAGCUUCACAAUUUGAGGAGCGGAUCAAUGCUUUAGGCAAGCUUCCUGCAGGCCCGCGCAAGGAAGCUGAAAUCAAAUCAGUCCAAGCCGACCUCAAUAGUCUCGUUAUUUCCGCUGUCAAGAAGGUUCAGCUAAAAGACAAGUUUGGCAAAAUUCAUAAACAACUGCUCGACGACCAGAAGGCUAAACAGAAGGCAGAGCUUAAGAAGGCUGUCGAGAUAGUAACCGAGCACUUCAAACAGAACCCAGACUCGCCGUAUUUUGUUUCCAAACUCCCAAUAUCUGCGAACUCCAAAGCUCUCAGUGACGCUAUCAAGCACGUUCAGACGAAGGCCAAGGAUAAGACAGUCUACCUCUUUGCUACCGAUGACGAUGCUGAGGGCAAGGUCAUUCAUGGCUGUUAUGUCGCAGAGAAUGUUGGAAAACAGCUCAGCGCCAAAGACUUGGCUGAUUCGAUUAGUCAAAUUGUUGGUGGAAAAGCUGGUGGGAAAGGUGCCACUAGUCAAGGCAUUGGCAACAAAGUCGACAAAGUCGGCGAAGCAGUUGAUGCGGCUGCAAAGGCGCUCCAACAACUGAACCUGUAGUUUCAUUUUUUUCUCUCUUCUCCCCUCCUUUCGAUCCAACUAUUUUCUUGAUUCGAUUUUUUUUGUAGGCGCUAUUUUCGGCGCUAGGGAAUUUGCUUGGCUGGAAUAGAAUUGCGUAUUGUUUGAAAGUUGGUGGAAAACGAAGAUGGCGGGGAAGGGGGCAGAGUACCAAGCGAUGUUGUGAUUGUUGACAUGUCAAUCUCUAGAGAUAAUUGAUUUUGAUUUUGAUUUUCAAA
Messenger RNA from Tuber melanosporum (Perigord truffle), 3234 nucleotides. RefSeq lists its product as uncharacterized. The record is from RefSeq and is a predicted model, not a curated record. Bases 119 to 2998 code for a protein of 959 amino acids. Gene Ontology annotation, molecular function: alanine-tRNA ligase activity; ATP binding; amino acid binding. Gene Ontology annotation, biological process: alanyl-tRNA aminoacylation; tRNA modification. Lineage: Eukaryota; Fungi; Ascomycota; Pezizomycetes; Pezizales; Tuberaceae. Gene Ontology annotation, cellular component: cytoplasm; mitochondrion. The transcript is spliced from 8 exons.